GAGUGAGCCAUGGACUCUGAUGGAGGGAAGGGAAAAGCGCAGAUUCCAAAAUUUGGCAGCUUCAAGCCGCGACCCGUAGCCCCAGCGCGAGACCGUCAGAGCGGAGACGAAAAAAAGUUCUCAAGAGAGGCCUCGAGUAGUCGGCAUGGAGCUAAAGAAUCCGCUAGCUCAUCAAGACAUGACCGUCGAAGGGAAGGCAGACGAGAAGCGAGGGCUCGUACCAGUAGGCCUCCGCGCGAGAAACCUGCGGACAGAUUGAAAACCCAGGGUGCGCAGGAUGAGACAAAUCUCUACGUGCUUGAUCCUACAGGUGAUCCAUAUACCUUGAUCUAUGGGUCUCUCCAUAAGUACGACAUUCCCCGAUACUAUCGCUUUGGCGCAGGCAGAGUUCUAGGGCUUCCCACAGCUUACACCAUCGAUCAAGACCUCAGCAGUGAUUCAAAGAUAGUGAUAAAGCUAAGAGAGGCUGCAGAAGAUACAUCGCAGCGCAAUCACAAGAUGCUCUGGAAAUCGGCUGCAAAAUUGACAAAUCCGCGGCGCUUGCUACCCCGUCCAGUUGAAACACCAGAACUGGAGCGGGAUUUUCUUCCACUGAGUGAAGGCGGGAGUAGAAAAAGACGGCGCGUAGCAGAUGGGUACUACGACACUGGCUACGCGGUGACGGUAACCGAAGAGGAGAAACUCCCCGACUACCGAUCGAUUGAAGGAAAAGCUAAACCCGAACAAGAAUCUGAUGAUGAGACCGAUGUGGGGUCAGACUGGAGUCUAGAGUCGGACGGCGAAGGUGCUAGACUACAGAAUGCUCGGCUAUUCUCAAGUGCAAAUGACAAUCCGGACAACGUGGAAGGCUGGCUCCGGCUUAUCGACCAUCAAGAGAAGAUGGUUGGUUUCACGGACAGAGAGGGCUAUCGAAAGCAUACGCUCGCCGAGAAAAGAGGUAUUGCUGAUAUGAAGGUAUCAUUAUAUGAGAAAGCUUUGAAAAUUAUUUCUACCAAAGUUCCACGAGACAGGCUUUUGCUGGGAAUGAUGGAAGAGGGCUCUCUACUUUGGGACCAAAAGACUCUAUUGGACAAAUGGAAGUCUAUUUUGCAGUUCAACUCGCGCUACAUCUCUCUCUGGAUUAAAUAUUUGGACGUUCAGCAAACCACGUUUAACAAUUUCACCUAUGAGAAGUGUCGAUCGGUAUUCUUAGAGUGCUUGAGAGUCAACGAAAACCAACCUGAUAGCACGGAGAAACAGAUAAUUAGCCUUUAUAUCCUUCUGCGUCUUAGUCUGUUUAUGAGAGAAGCUGGCUUUAUUGAGCACUCAAUUGGCCUUUGGCAAGCCUUACUAGAAUAUAACUUUUGUCGCCCGCAAGACCUCAAUCCAACAACUAAUCGAGCGUCCACUGUUUCAGCAUUUUCCGAGUUUUGGGAGACUGAGGCUCCCAGAAUCGGUGAAGUGGGAUCAAAAGGUUGGGACAGGUCUACUGAAGACUCACCAGACCCGAAGAGAGAUCUUAGUGUACCAGAUGUCAAUAUCAAAGAUGUCUUUGGCUCUUGGGGGAAUAUUGAGCAAACCUUGAUAUCCUCUUCAUUUUUACCAGCUAGGACACUGGACGAAGUGCAAGAAGAUGACCCUUAUCGAGUAGUCCUGUUUUCUGAUAUUUCUGAGUUCCUUAUUCAAUUAUCAGAUCCUCCUAUGCUCCACUUACUCGUGGAUGCUUUUCUCAUAUUUUGUCGCCUGCCGACAAUAUUGAACGAAGGUAGCGAAAGAACGUCUACUUGGCAUAUAGAUCCUUUUCUGUCAAACAGGAGUCUAGAUGACAUGCGCAGGUCUCCUUCAGAAUGGUUCGCUUACAUCACCUCAAAAGACGAAGAAAUAGAGGGACAUUCACCGUUUUCAUUUCCCUGUUCGUCUUUCAGGAAUGGCUUCGAUACGCUGUUUGGCGAUGGAAAGCACUGGUUCUCAACCUUUCAAUCUUGGAAAACCACUUACCUGGGGAGAAAUAGCCCGAUUGAUGUCGAGUGGGUUCGGAGGUCCUUGAAAAUGCUAGUCUCAAAAAUGCCGGAUAACGACCACUUCGCAUCCUACAUUAUUGCCUUUGAGUACAGUGUUGACCCCAGAGAGGCGAAAAAGUACGCGAAAAGCCUCUUGAAGCAGCGCCCUUCCAGUAUCAGACUAUACAACUCCUAUGCCCUUAUUGAGGCUAGGAAUGGUCAGCUUGCAGCUGCAGAGAAAGUCUGGACAACCACCCUUUCCAUGAGCCAAAGUUUCUCUAAGGAGGCAGCACUUGACUGUAUUCUUCUUUGGCACAGCUGGGUAUGGGAAUUUCUUGACAGCCGGAACCAUAAAAAAGCUACUCGUUUACUAGUUGCGGUUCCAAAAAGUACCUUCAGCCCAGAUUCUUCUAUGGAAACUGGGGCUAGUGGCGUUGUGGUCAGUUCGACAGAGCUGCUAAAGGCGAGGAGAGUAUGUAUUUGUUAUGUUCUUAUAACCCACUAUCGAAACAUUGCUAACCCUUUGAUAGUACCUGAGUGAUAUCCAAGCUCAUGGGCUUACAUUCCGCAAUCCAGACAUAUUUGUAUAUGCUACUGACUGCUUAGCCCUGUUGCUCUAUCUUUCGCAAGAUCAAGCGCUUUCAGAAGCCCUCGAAGCGUACGAUAACGCAGAACAGCGUCUUGAAUCCCAGAAUCUGGAUAAAGCAACCUUCUUGGAACCUGUCCAUCAAGCAAAGGCCAGGUUGCUGUAUCACCACAUCAUUGAAAACCGCGUAUAUAAGCCUUCACAAGUUCGCGAUGAGUUGUACAAGAGCAUCUUGCUCUUCCCACGAAACACAAUCUUCCUGAGUCUCUUCGGCUUUAACGAAGCUCGAUUCCGAAUUGAAAACCGCGUUCGCUCACUUCUCACCCGCCAAGUCCUGGAGCCAGCUGGGAGUGGCCGAUCUAUUGAGAAACAGGCAACCCUUAUUCCUCACCUGUUCUUAGUAUACUCUGAACUUCACAGGGGUGUCUCUGCCGGCUCCACAGCUCAUUCCGUCCGCGCUGCCUUUGAGUCGGCCGUGUCUUCACAACCAGGCCGACACAGUGCCGGGCUAUGGAAAUUAUUCGUUCAAUUCGAGCUAACACUUGGUGAGACUGAGAAGGGACGUCAAGUGUUUUUCCGCUCGAUUCGAGCAUGUCCUUGGUCCAAACAAUUGGUUCUUUUGGCGUUCACUGAGCCAAGCCUUAGAAAGUCAAUGAGAUUUGGGGACUUGAGAAAGGUCUUCAACGUGUUUGUAGAGAAAGAGUUGAGGGUCCAUGUUGACCUGGAGGAGUGGCUUGAGGAGAACGAAGCACAUAUCAGGCCGCAUGAUAGUAGUGUAGAGCUGAAGCCUCUGAUUACCAUGCCUGACGAUAGAAGCUCAGAUGAGGAUUAAAUUAGUUUUGCAACCUUCAAGUCCAGCACUGUAUGCUAGUCUUAAUUAAUUGGUCAGAAAUUACCAACGAUGGAGUGAAAGGCAUCAUCGAUGUUCACCAAAGAGAUGGUGGUGGGACAAAGCUGCUGCAAACAGAGGUACCACGAUCCAAUGCUAUCCACACAUUUUUUGUUUAUCGAGUAAUAUCUGAUUCGAAGUAGGAUAUCUUUCCACGCCCGACUGCUUCAUCUACAUAGUAUAUCCCUAUAUCUCGUCAACAGUUUCUCGGGUCGAACCUACAAGUAGGGAGUAAUGCUGCCUAGAUAUAUGACCUGUCAAUGGAUCGUUUUCGGGCUAAGACUGAGGGAUUCAUAAGAGGCAGAGGUUUGACCCCAGCUCAAUCACGCAGUAGAGCUCAAGUUGCAGUUGGCAUUGAAUCCAAACGAGAUAAUUGUCUCGUCAAAAAGCUUUCUCUUUCCAUUCCCUCUUUUCUCUCUCCACCCGCUCUCCGUUAUUCCUAAUGGAUAUGCAGGACCUGUGGUGGAAACACCAGUUUUGUACAAGAGCAAUCGCCGCAUCCCUGGAAGGGCAGAGUAAGCCUCUAGAUGAAGGUCUAGAUAGGUUCGGCGACGACUCCAAAGCCCUCGAAGAUAACAAUUAAGGUACCGGAUAUUAAACUCGCGGGGGAGGAUGUGGUGCACCGAUUGCUUCAGUUGAUGCG
Molecule: messenger RNA, 4097 nt
Organism: Trichophyton rubrum CBS 118892
Lineage: Eukaryota; Fungi; Ascomycota; Eurotiomycetes; Onygenales; Arthrodermataceae
Exons: 2
Coding region: 10-2520 (836 amino acids)
Biological process (GO): negative regulation of RNA catabolic process; regulatory ncRNA-mediated post-transcriptional gene silencing
Cellular component (GO): catalytic step 2 spliceosome
Molecular function (GO): protein binding
Source: RefSeq, a predicted model, not a curated record